AUGGAGGCGUCGUCCUGGGACGCCCUUCGCAAGCAGGCGAGGAGGUUGGAAGCUCAGUUAGACGACCAAAUGAUUGCAUACCGUAAAUUGGUUUCUAUGAAAUCAGAUGGUUCAGAAAAUGAUAUCGAGACUGAUAUAGAAAGAUCACUAAAGCAACUUCAGCAAGUAAAUUCUCAAAUGCAAACCUGGGUAUCAUCAGGAGGCUCAGAAGUUCUAUCUCAUACAUUGACCCGUCAUAUGGAGAUUUUGCAAGACCUUACGCAGGAAUUCUAUCGGCUUCGAUCUAGUCUCAGAGUGAAGCAACAGCAUGCUUCUCUCCUUGACUUGAGAGACUUUGACAGAGCAAAGUUUGACGUGGAAGAGUCUGGGGACUCAGAACAAGCUCUUCUUAGAGAACAAGCUGCAAUCAGCAGGAAUUCUGGACAGGUGGACACUGUGAUAUCACAAGCUCAAGCAACACUGGGCGCUCUCAUGUCCCAGCGUUCAACGUUUGGUGGCAUCACUACCAAAAUAAGCAACGUCAGCAGCCGGAUCCCCACGAUUAACCACAUCCUCGCGUCGAUCAGAAGAAAGAAAUCGAUGGACACGAUAAUUCUCUCGCUCGUGGCGUCGGUCUGCGCGUUUCUUAUGUUCAUCUACUGGUUGUCAAAGUAG
Molecule: messenger RNA, 654 nt
Organism: Triticum turgidum subsp. durum (durum wheat)
Lineage: Eukaryota; Viridiplantae; Streptophyta; Magnoliopsida; Poales; Poaceae
Source: the annotation of a GenBank genome assembly